Messenger RNA from Puma concolor (puma), 1217 nucleotides. The record is from RefSeq and is a predicted model, not a curated record. Lineage: Eukaryota; Metazoa; Chordata; Mammalia; Carnivora; Felidae.
CAUAACCCCUCGGCCGCGUAGCUCCGAUCUUGCAAAAACACCUUUCGAGAGGUUGAGCAGCUUGUACAAUGUCGGAAAUGAACGAGCUGUCCGAGCUGUAUGAAGAGAGCAAUGACCUGCAGAUGGAUGUGAUGCUUGGCGAGGGUGACCUUCCGCAGAUGGAGGUAGGCAGCGGGAGCCGGGAGCCAUCCCCGAACGCCUCCCGCAACGGGGCCCAGCCACAGCUCGAGGAGGAAGGCCCAAUGGAGGAGGAGGCGGCCCAGCCAAUGGCGGAGCCGCAGGGGGAACGAGGCCUUGCUAACCGGCCCAGCCCUGGGGAGCAGCCAGGCCUGAUCGCGGGCCCUGACUUCGAGAGCGAGGACGAGGGCGAGGAAUUUGAUGACUGGGAGGACGACUACGAUUAUCCGGAAGAGGAGCAGCUGAGUGGUGCGGGCUACAGAGUAUCAGCGGCCCUUGAAGAAGCCAACAAGAUGUUUCUGAGAACAUCCAGAGCAAGGGAAGCAGCCCUGGAUGGCGGGUUUCAAAUGCAUUAUGAGAAGACCCCGUUUGAUCAGUUGGCUUUUAUCGAAGAGCUUUUUUCACUUAUGGUUGUCAAUCGUCUGACCGAAGAACUCGGCUGUGAUGAGAUUAUUGAUAGAGAGUAAUUAAAUGCUGUUAAAAGAGGAGGAAAAGUUGAGGAGAGACCCAACAUUCCACUGCCUUUUGGGUUCAUUCCAGAUAGUACCGUGCCAAUGAAAAACUUAAUCUUCAAAAAAAGAUUUUUGUUGUUGUUUUGCAGAAUAGAAUAGGGCAGUGACUGCACAGUUAUGAAAAAGAAAAAAUUGUUAAAGAAGAAAAGGCAUUUUAGGACUGUGGAAAUCUGUUUUCAAGAACCUUCCUGAAACACCUGUGGCUUUGACUUUGUUAUUGAUCCAGAUUAUUCUCCUUGCAUUGGGGAAAAUAUCUUUCAUACUUCACUGUAAGGGAUGGUUUUGCGAGAGUGAAAGACUUUGGUUGAACUUCAUAACAUAAGAACUGUCAAAGGGAAAAUGUCAAGUAAAAGGAAAGCCCUGCAUCUAAAAAAAGACUGAACAAUUAUGCCCUCAAUCUUUAAAGGUUUUAAACCUGCCCAGAAAUCCUCAUCAGUAUCUGAAGUUUCCCUCUGUCUCCUCCUCUAAUGAAGCUUGUUAUUGGUUAUGCACCAGCAUUCGAGAUAAUAAAAUUUCUUGUUCUGUGUA